Messenger RNA from Diorhabda sublineata, 6481 nucleotides. RefSeq names its product hemicentin-1 (gene tei). The record is from RefSeq and is a predicted model, not a curated record. Gene Ontology annotation, cellular component: cell-cell junction. Gene Ontology annotation, biological process: cell-cell adhesion. Gene Ontology annotation, molecular function: cell adhesion molecule binding. The transcript has 9 exons. NCBI's taxonomy places the organism in Eukaryota, Metazoa, Arthropoda, Insecta, Coleoptera, Chrysomelidae. The coding region runs from base 387 to 2294 and encodes 635 amino acids.
CUUCAUAACAUUUAUACGUUAACAUCUUUUAUUUGUUAAAUUGUUGGUUAGGUAUAUAUAUUCAGACGACCACCGUUUUGAUUAUUUUAGACUAUCUAAAUUCUUUUUUAGUAUUUAUUAUUUUAUUAUUUGUGAAUCGUUUAAAAUUUCAGGAUAGUGUUUUAACAUAGUGGACUAUGUUAUAAUGUGAUAUAAAAAGUAAUAUUAGUUAAAAAUGUGGUGUAUCGUAAUCGUAGGUGUUUUUUCGGUAAUUUCGGUCCCUGUUCAAAAUGAAGACACUUUCCAAGAUCCAAUACGACAACAAAGAUGAAGUAAUAUCACGUCGGAAUGUAAUUUCGAAAAUUAGUUUUUUCGUGACAGUGAGACUUGGGACAUUCUGAUAGUGGAUGUACCAAAUAGUAGCGACUUUGAAACACAGACAUGGUAUUUAUGACGUCAUGAAAACUACGUCGCGUGGGUAUAAACGAUGGACGCGGUCUGCCCUGAUGUUUCUACUCGUAUUUUCAUUCAUAGGUUAUGUAUAUCCUCAAACUCACACUCGACAUCCUCACACUUCGAGUGCUCACAGACGAUCUAUUCGAGCUGACAUUCGAACGAAUCUAAGCCAUGACAUCGAGGAAACGGAAUAUAAGCAAAUCUAUUCGAAACAAGGUGAUCAACUUGUGUUAAAUUGUGCGGUAAAUAUAAAUUUCAGCACAAGUAUUUGGUUGAAAGAUGGACAAAUAGUACAAACGAUACUUAAAGAUAAUACUAACAACAAAAGGGUGAUAGGUCAUAGGUUUUUGGUGGACGUUAACGGGAAUUUGUUAAUAGAUAAUGUGAGGUUAGAAGAUGACGGUAGAUGGCAGUGUGAAGCGGAAGACGCGUUCGGCUUCGUCGUACAAGGGAGACCUAUACAAUUAACUAUCUUAGAUCCUCCUAAGAAAGCUUACUUGAUGAUAGACAACCGUAUCCUCGAUCCGGGAAACCUCUUCAUCUUGGUCAAAGAAAAUUCGGAUCUAACCGUAUCGUGCGUUGUAGACGAAGGUAAUCCAAAACCACAACUUUCUUGGGAACUCACUUUGGGAUCUUCCGCUUUACUCGAAAUACCCGAAGUACCGCUCGAAGUUCUGAAUUUGACUGAAACCGUACGCGAUCAAAAAUUCGGUGCCAGAACUGAUGCUAGACUUGGGAGAGUGUUAAGAGGUCAUCAUAACGCCACGUUGACGUGUUACGUUCGACAUAUCGCCUUGGAUAAACCCCUAAAUGCGUCGGUGCUUCUUGAUGUCGAAUAUACACCAUCGUUCGCAAUAUCCCGAGAACCUGGGUUUGGUUUUCCCAUAAGAGAAGGUAUGCCGGUAUCGUUGAAAUGCGACGUCGACGCCAAUCCCAAAGCUCAACCGAUAUGGCAAAAAGACGAUGUUUUACCACCGGUACAACAGACUCCGGACGGCAUGCUAAAUUUUUCGGAAAUUCGGAGAGAACACAGCGGAUGGUACAAGUGCAUAGCCAAACACCGGUUAGGAAGAUUUUCCAGUAUCGGGUAUUUUUUGAAUGUUCGAUACGACACCGAUGUUACCCAAGAGCCGGACUUUGACAUCGGUGAACUGAGCUCCACCGGGAAGCAAUUAGAAGUUUCUUUAGGAGGGGCGGUCCAGCUAGCGUGUCCUCCAGGAACCACGGGUUGUUGGACGAGAGUUGAACCAGCAACUGGUAUGCUAGAACCAUUGGGGGCGUCGCAAGAAUUAAGACUCGAUAAUGUAAUUUAUCAAGAAGGUGGCGAGUACCGAUGUGUCGGACCUACCAAAGAAGCUACUAAACGAUUAGAUUCAUUGAGAAAUUCGAUGUCGAUUCAAGUAGUUGUUUCCGGUCAACCUACAAUAGCUCCAACGAAUAAAAGUAUUACGGCCUUAUAUGGACAACCCUUAACCAUGACGAUGGAAUUUUGUGCCAAUCCCACGUACACCAAAGCCUUUUGGAUAGCCAAAGACGUUAAAAUCUACAAACCGGGAGAUGGUGAUACUACCACCAUGGCUUAUGGAAUAACGAAUUUAUCACAACCCAACUGCCAUCAGGCGGUACUUUUCCUAACGAAAGUAACAGCUCUAGAUAUUGGAGAAUAUAAUUUCAUAGUAAAAUCACCGAAUGGUAUAGCCGAUGGUAGUUUCCACGUGAAUAUGUCGUACGCCAGCGGUUACAAAAUCGAAUUAGAAGAAAAUGUGAAAAUCGAAAACAAUUAUACCAACAGAAUUUUUACGUCGUUUUAUAUAAAUGUGAUUUGUUUAUUAAUACAUAUAAUUGCUGUUAAUGACUGAAUUUAAUGAUAGGUUGAUUGUAAAAUGAGGUUACAAAGUGAAAAAAAAAUGUUCUUUCAUAAAAUUUCGCAAUAUAAUAAAAUUUAUUACGAAAACUAUUAAAAAUCUAAAAACUAUCAUCAACAUUCCAAUUAACGAUUCAUAGUUUCGUUUUAACAAUGAUUAAAUUGUUAUGGAAUCCGAAAAUAAAAUUACGAGGGGUGAUCGAAUAAAAAGGUUGAAAAAAAUGUUUCACUACUUAAAAAUCACAUUGAUGGAAGCAAAUAUCACCGGAUGUCAUUAUUUAAAGAGAGAUAUGUCUGUAAAAGGGAUGAAAGUGCGUUGUUUUUGCAUCCUUUAACCCCUAAUCGAAAAAAUCAUUUUUUUCUCAACAUUCCUGAUCGUUUGCGUACAAAAUGAUCUGGCAACGUUCCAAGUUUCUUUAUUAUCAACUUUCCCUCGUAUAAAAUUAGCCUACUCUAUUAAUUAAGUUUUUUAGGGGGUGGGAGUGGAUGAACAAAAUGUAGUAUGACUGAAAUUAUAAUCUAAUCAAAUCAAACAAGAUAAAACUACCUGUAGGGUUCAAAUAUAAACGAGACAAACGUAUAGACACAUUUACAGUUUUUCUAGACCAGUAUCGAAGAUUUCCUUGGCAUAUGCCCCACAAACUCCUUUGAAUUUAUUGACCACCAAGUUUUUUUAUAAGUGGUCCAAAUAUGUAGAAGUCGCUGGGUGAUAAGUCCGAAAUAUAGAAGGGAUUGUUUGUCUUUAGACGACAUCUUGCUUUCUGGAGUAUAAUAACUUCCAACAGCGUAAAAUUUUGCUCAAAGUUCAACAAUUUGCAAAGGAUUUUCUUGUUUUUAAUGCCUUCCCACGCCAAAAAACAAAUGAUAAUACGUUGUUAACAGCUAACACGAUAACCGAUCAUUUUCGAACCGCCCUCGUAUAUAUUAUUCCAAUAAUUGAAAUUCACAAUUUUUUUAUUUUGAAUUCAUGAGAAUUGAAGAACAUUUUUACUGUAACCUAACGACGUAAUUUAUUUUUUCUUAUAAUGUGUUUCCGUUGAAAUUUUAUAAUCAAAAUGGUUGUUGUCGAAGCGUCUCAUCAUUCUUAUAGGAAAUUAGAGGGCGAUUUGACGAAAGACAUAAGUCGCAAUUAAACUAUUCCAAAAAAUUAUUUUUUUUUUGGUUUGUCUGAAAUUUAUUUGACGUUUAUAUUUUUUUAAUUUCGGAUCAAAAAUCAAUCGGAGAAAGCCAAAUCAGGUUUUCCAAUUAUCGUGUUUUUCUCUAUCAGUAUUACUACGAGGGUUGUACCAAAAGUUUACUAUUAUUACUAAAUAACCUGCAGCUAAUCCGUUGAGGAAGCUUGACGCGCGGAGAUGAUUAUCGCCGGAGGCAAAGUCCGGGCUAUACGAGGACAAAACAUCUUUUUAGUCGACAUCUUUGUUUGAAUUUCUUCAAAUUAUGAAAAAAUUUGUCUUUCGUUAAAACGCUCUCGUAAGUUUAUACAGCGAGGUCCUUUAUUAACUUUUCGAAUUAUUUUAGGACCUUGUGGUACGUGUACCGUCGCCUGAAUGAUAAAUAUAAGCGGUGUUUCAAUCAAAAAACCUGAAAACCAUUUUAGACAAAGGCUAGUGACUAAACUCUUCUUCAGCAUUAUUGCAAACGAGUCUAUUUGACAUCUUUUGGAUACCUUAACGUCUUCUAACUACUUUUCUACUUCGCGAUUAAUAAUGGGAAACUUAUGGGAAAAAUAAAUCUCGUCAAAAAAAACUUGAUAUAAUUAACGUUCGUAACGUGUAUCACAUUGUAUGAAAAUCGUUAUAUUUUUAAUACAUUAGUCAAAACGGAAUCGUCAUCAUUUUUAUUUAAUUUUGUAAAUAUAACUAACCGCCAGCAUUAUAUUUUAUUGUCUAGUACCGAAUAAUCUUAAUAAGAAUUCAUUUUUUUUCCAUUCCAAUACAAAAAAAUUAAAUCCAGAAGAAUCGAACGAGAAUAUCAUAAACAGUCUUUUUGAGGUUGGGCAACCACUAAACACCUUUUACAUCCACUUUCCUUCAUCUCAAUACCUUUUCGUUUAUUUAUCUUUAUAGAGUUUUAUUCUUAGUUUAACGAUUCUUAUUCAUAAAUCCUUUUUUAGUUCUUCUACUCGAUCUAGAUCUUGUUUUCCUCUGCCUUGUCUUUUAUUUCCCUACCAAAGCCAUUUCCUUCAAUUUGUUUCUCUUAUAUUUAUUGUAGUCACUCUAGAUCUUGAUAUUCUUUGCUUUCUACGUCCUUUUUCUCUUUGAGCCAUUCUAUUGAAUGUCUUCUGUUUAGUGUUUCACUUUUAAUAAUUCUAGAUCUUGAUUUUCUUUGCUUUCCUCUGCCUUAUAUUUUUUCCCUACUUAAGCCAUUUCCUUCAAUUUUUUCCUCUUAUAUUUAUUGUAGUCACUCUAGAUCUUGAUAUUCUUUCCUUCAAUUCCUCGUGCUUUCUUCUUUCAUUUUCUCCAUGAAUCAAUUCAUUAAAUCUCUUUUCUUCUCUUUAAUGUUUCAUCUUCUGUCAUUCUAAUUCUCGAUAUACCUUGCUUUCCACUGCCCUGUCUUUUCUUUUCCUACCUAAGCCAUUCUGUCCAAACCCUUUUCUUUUGUGUAUCACUUUUAAUCAUUCUAGAUCUUGAUCUUGUAUUGUUUCAUUCUAGUCCUUGCUUCACCCUGAGUAAAUUCAAUCAAUUUCUUCUCUUUUCUUUAUAUAUCUUAUUAUCUCUCGCUUUCUCCUACAUUUUUCUCCUUUAUUGCAUCUCUAUUCGUCUCUUUAGUGUUUCAUAUUUACUACUUUCGCUAUAUUUAUUUUCAUUUGCACUAGAUUUAGUUUUCAUUAUUUUUCGUGUUAUUAUUGUUAAUCUUUUCUUGUUUUUUGAUUUCAAUAGUUUCUCAUUGGCACAUUGCUCUAUCUUUAUCAUUCUAUUUUUAUACUGUUCUUCGCAUCUCAUAUUUUUGCUUUUUAGUGCAUUAUCAAUCUACUAUUUGAGUACACUACUUAUUAGAAUCGAUAUUGGUUGGUAUCAAAGAAAAAAAAGAAAACUUUUUGGAAUAUUUUGAAACGAAAAACGAAAAAAAAAAUCAAACUAUGUCAAUAUUUACUUUAUCUUUUGAAUAUUUUUGUAGGUAAUUCUUCAAGAAGAAAAAAUUUUUGUGGAAAAGAUUUACCAAAGAUGAAACAUCUGAACAAUUCAAGCGAAAUUUCCCAGAAAAUUUUCCUGAAAAAUCGAAAUAUUCCUCAUUCACAUUUUUAUCACAAUUAACGCGAGGUUCUAUAUUUUUUGAAAAACUCGUUUCACGGUCAAGUGGCUUACAAAAUCGCCUGAUUUAUCAUCCAUUCAUUUUUUCCUUUGGUGGUACAAAUUUGAAACGAGACGGUUUCGAAUGAAAUAAACAGCAGUCCAAUCAUAAUGCACGAUGUUAAUUAUGAAUCAUUUGUUGAAAUUUCCUCUUCUUUUUAAAAAAUAAAGUCGAUCAAGCAAUUAUAAUAAAUGAUACGAUCUUUUCGUGUUUUUUUGCGCGAGCAAUUUAAUUUUUUUGGAAAUAAUAAACUAAGAACAAUUAGAAAACUACAGGAUUAGAAAUUUCAACAUUUCAAAAAUAAUCGAAAAUAUGGACCACAAUUUGGAGUUUAAAUGAAUUAAAGGGAAAAAAAUAAUCAAACUUGGAUUUGGAAAUUGUUUAAGUGGAAGAGAUUCAUUUUUUAGGCUUUUUUUUGAAAAUAACUCUCGUUAUUAAGGGAAAAAGGAAAAAAAAAGGAAAUAUUUUCAAUUCGAGAAAUUUCGUUUGAAAAUAAGUAGGAUACUUAAAAAUGUAUGUAGUGAACAUCGAUUUUUAUAAACCCAAAAACCUUAAUAUAAAAAUAUACUUUCGAAUAUUUUGAAAAACUUUUGAUACUAGAUAAUGUAAAAUAUAUAUUUUUCUCAAUACUUUUCGUAACAUUUUUUGGCUACAUAGGGAGUAUAAUUUUCAUUUAUCUAUGGUCUAAAUAUAGAGUAUGUAUUGAACAUCAUAUAACAGCUGAAAUAUUAUUUUUUCAUUCAGUAUAUACUAUAUCUUUCAAAUGUAUAGUUUUUCAUAAUUUUUUUGCAAAAAAAAUGUAUAAAAUUUGUUGAUAGACGGCGCUUAAAUGUAAAAAAAAUAAAAGAUAAUGUAAGGAAUUAUGAAGACAAAUAUACGUCCAAAUGUUUA